This is a messenger RNA of Halichondria panicea, 1877 nucleotides long. RefSeq names its product solute carrier family 15 member 4-like. Gene Ontology annotation, molecular function: transmembrane transporter activity. NCBI's taxonomy places the organism in Eukaryota, Metazoa, Porifera, Demospongiae, Suberitida, Halichondriidae. The coding region runs from base 64 to 1689 and encodes 541 amino acids. The transcript has a single exon. The record is from RefSeq and is a predicted model, not a curated record. Gene Ontology annotation, cellular component: membrane. Gene Ontology annotation, biological process: transmembrane transport.
CAGCAAAACAAACCGAUAUAAAACAGUUGGUACCAGAGAAAGAGUUAACAUCAAGCUAUAAGUAUGAUAAAUGACAGAAUGGAUCCUAUUAACAGCAACCCAAAGCAGAACCACAUGAAGCUAGUGAUAAGAAAGAGGUGUAAGUAUCAAGUGAGGUGGUUCUAUUCAAAAGGAGCUUUUCUUGUUCUACUGUGGACUACACUUAUCAGUGCAACUGUGGGGUCAUAUCAAUUUGGAGGAAGGCUCAUCAUAGGAUCACAUCGGAAGAAUGUUUCUAUAGUGCUCAUGGCACUAUCAUGUUUAACUUGUAUUACCAUUCCACUGCUAGGAUGGUUAGCAGAUGCUAAACUUGGAAACUACAGAGUUUUUAAAGUAAGCUGCUUUUUUUUACUAGUUGGAGCAAUCAUUAUUUCCAUCAAUGUUCUAUGCUUUCCUAUGCUAAACUCUGUUGCGCUACAGAACACAAGUGCUGUCAUCACAGUACCAGUAUACGCAGUGGGUAUAGCAAGUAUAGCAGUUUGUAUAAUGACAGCCUUACAACUUGGUUUAGAUCAAAUGCCAGAUGCUUCUUCCACCAACCUUUCAAGUUUCAUCAGUUGGUUUGUGUUUUCAAUCAAUUUGGGGUUCUGGAUUCCUGAGUUGCUAUUGUAUGCACUCCUUUAUUGCACACAUUUUUCAAAUCUCAACAGAUCACAAUUAUUCAGCUUUUUUCCAGUAAUGUGUUUGGUAAUUAUCUGCUCUACAAUGUUUUUGCUAGCUCCAAAAUGGCUAAUUAUAGAGCCAAAGUCACCUCGAGCCCUCAAAACCAUUUACAAAGUUCUUAAGUUUGCAGCCAAGCACAAGGCUCCUAUUUAUCGCAGUGCUCUCACAUACUGGGAGGAAGACGUACCCUCUAGACUAGAUCUGGGAAAAACAAAAUAUGGUGGACCAUUCACUACAGAGCAAGUUGAAAAUGUCAAAACCUUCCUAAGAAUACUUAUGAUAUCUUUACCAAUAUUGAUUAUUUUAUCAGCACGUGGGUAUAUGAAUCCACACAGUUUCAUGGCUGACAGUGGUGAUGUGGGAAGGCUUAGCAUAGAAGUACUGCAUCUUAUCAACUCCAACAUCACUGCAUGCACAUCAAGCAUGGUAUACACUUUCAGCGUCAACCCUUGGUGGAGUGGUAUCGUUACAACAGUUGUCUACGAGUUUGCAUUGUAUCCAUUCAUAAGAAACAAAGUACCCAGCUCUAUCCGGCGAAUUGGAGGUGCGGCUCUACUCAAUCUGAUACUGAAUAUUCUAUAUUUGGCUGCACAAUUCUGUCCACAUGUAUGGGGAUUAGUAUUACAUUGUGUCGUGGCAUUUCUCAAUGGCGUCAUGUUUGUAGUCAUACUAAAUGGCAUGCUAGAAUUUGUGUGUGCCCAGUCACCAUACAACAUGCGAGGACUUCUGACUGGCUACAUGAUGUUUCUAUUAUUUUUAUCAUUUUCUCUGAAUAAUUUUAGUGGAUUACUACUAUUUUCGAAUCAUACAUUAUAUUUAGAUCACAUUAUCCGAUCAAUAUAUACUGCACUGAGUGUGAUUGGAUUGGUCCUGUACUGCCUCCUGGCUCGCUGGUAUAAGAGGAGAGUUAGAGACGAGGACUACAAUGCACACAGAGUGGUGGAGGAGGUCUAUGAUCGAUACCUUGCAAGUGUGACAAUUAAUUAGACAUUAAUAACUGUGCCUCUAUAAUUUAAAGCUUAUCAAAUUACCCAAUAGUGUAGUGUGUGUUUUGUGUACACCGACAAACUCUUUUAUAUUUAGAAUGCUAUCAUUCAACUAUAUCUGAAAACACACACCUUAUUUCCAAUAAUAAUAAUUAUGCUUAUUUGUUCCACAAUGUUUUUGUUAGCUCC